GACGGUAUAUUUUAACGAUAAUUCCGCGGCCACACUGGUUGCGUUCGCGUAGUUUGUGUUUUGAAUGUGUAUAUGUGUAAAUUAUUAAUAUAUAGUACAACAAUUAUUGUUUGUGGAUAAUAUGUUUUGCUCCUCGGGCUUUCAGUCAUUUUGUGGCAUGUGAUUUUGGAGUUUUGGUGCAGUGACAGCGCGGCAAACGAAUCAUCCGCCAGCAGGGCAAAAGCACCUGCAGAACAAGUUGUUGUUCCGUGUCUCCGUGCCUGUUCUGGUUUGUGUGCUAUUUUCUGUGUUAGAGUGAAAUAUUGGCAAUAAUUUGCAUAUCAAAGAAAGCUGUCAGCAGAAAGAGAGCCACAGGUGCAGCAGCACCUCAUCCAGCGUCUCUCCAUCGUCUGCGCCUGCGCCCCCGCUUGCUGCUGCUGCUUACGUGUCCGCAUCGGCGGGUCUAGAUCGGAUCGAUCUGCUCUCCAGAUAGCAGAUAAUAUGCGCGUUGGCGUUUUUGUGAUUGCGUGCCUGGCCCUCGCCGCUGGCUCGCCGGCCCCCGCCCCCGCAGAGUACAGCGAGAGUGCUGCGGUUCAGGUGAUCGAGGAGACCGAGAGCUUUCUGGCUCAUCCCCACUAUCUGGACAACGAUGAGAUUGGAGCUCUGUUUGGCCAGUUGGCCAAGGACUAUCCCCAGUUGGCCCAGGCCUACAAAGUCGGUCGCUCCUUGCAGGGCAGGCCACUGCAUGCCCUAGCGCUAAACGCCCCACCGGCGAACGACAAGAGCGGGGAUCUGCUGCGGCCCAUGGUCAAGCUGGUGGCCAACAUUCGAGGCGACGAGACGCUGGGUCGUCAGAUUGUCCUGUAUAUGGCCGAGUAUCUGGCCAGCAGCUACGAGACCGAUGACCAGGUCCAACGGCUGCUCAACACCACAGAAAUUCAUUUUCUACCCAGCUGCAAUCCGGAUGGAUUUGCCCUCGCCCAGGAGGGCAACUGCGAAUCGCUGCCCAAUUAUGUGGGGCGUGGCAAUGCGGCGGGCAUCGAUCUUAACCGCGACUUCCCCGACCGUCUGGAGGAGCCCCAUGUCCACCAGCUGCACGCGCAGUCCCGCCAGCCGGAGACGGCCGCCCUAGCCAACUGGAUAAUCAGCAAGCCGUUCGUGCUCUCGGCUAACUUCCAUGGCGGAGCCGUGGUGGCCAGCUAUCCCUACGACAACUCCAUAGCGCACAAUGAGUGCUGCGAGGAGAGCCUGACCCCGGAUGACCGCGUUUUCAAGCAGCUGGCGCACGCCUACUCGGACAACCAUCCGAUCAUGCGGAAGGGCAGCAACUGCAACGACUCCUUUGCCGGAGGCAUCACAAACGGCGCCAACUGGUACGAGCUCUCCGGCGGCAUGCAGGACUUCAACUACGCCUUCAGCAACUGCUUCGAGCUGACCAUCGAGCUCUCCUGCUGCAAGUAUCCGCCUGCCAGCACCCUACCCGCAGAGUGGCAGCGCAACAAAGCUUCGCUGAUGCAGCUGCUGAAGCAAGCCCACAUCGGAAUCAAGGGCCUGGUGCAGGACGCCAAUGGCUAUCCCAUCGGUGAUGCGAACAUUAUUGUGGCCGGCCUGGACGAGAAGCCCAUUCGCACCUCGAAGCGUGGCGAGUACUGGCGCCUGCUCACGCCCGGCCUGUACAGCGUGCAUGCGGCUGCCUUUGGGUACCAGACCAGUGCCCCGCAAGAGGUGCGCGUUACCAACGACAACUUGGAGGCUCUGCGGCUGGACUUCAAGCUGCUGCCCGUCGAGACGAACUUUGAUGGCAACUUCCGCAAGGUGAAGGUGGAACGCGCUGAGCCGCCGGAGGCAAGGAAGGAGCAGUUCGACGGCUUCCUUACCCAUACCGUCUUCGAGCACCACAACUAUACGUCCAUGGAGAGCUACCUGAGGCAACUAGCGGACAGCUAUCCCUCGCUGACGCGGCUCUACAGCAUCGGGAAGAGUGUCCAGGGCAGGGAUCUGUGGGUGCUGGAGCUGUUCGCUACGCCAGGAUCGCAUGUGCCCGGCGUGCCCGAGUUCAAGUACGUGGCCAAUAUGCACGGCAACGAGGUGGUCGGCAAGGAGAUGCUGCUGCUGCUCAGCAAGUACCUGCUGGAGCGGUAUGGCAACGACGAGCGGGUCACCCGUCUGGUGAACGGCACGCGGAUGCACUUCCUGUACAGCAUGAACCCAGAUGGGUAUGAGGUGUCGCGCGAGGGCGACCGCACGAGCGGCUUGGGACGCGCCAAUGCCCACAAUAUCGAUCUGAAUCGCAACUUUCCGGACCAAUACGGCACCGACAAGUUCAACAAGGUCACCGAGCCGGAGGUGGCGGCGGUCAUGAACUGGACUCUGUCACUGCCGUUCGUGCUUUCGGCGAAUCUGCACGGCGGCUCACUGGUGGCCAACUAUCCGUUCGAUGACAACGAGAACGACUUCAACGAUCCGUUAUCGCGCCUGCGCGACGCUAGCAUCAAUGGCCGCAAGCUGAAUCCCACCGAGGACAACGCCCUGUUCCGGCACCUGGCGGCGGUCUAUGCGCAAGCCCACCCCACCAUGCACCUGGGAAAGCCGUGCGAACUCUUCCAGAACGAGCAUUUCCCCGACGGCAUCACCAACGGGGCCCAGUGGUACAGCGUGACCGGGGGCAUGCAGGACUGGAACUAUGUGCGCGCCGGCUGCCUGGAGCUGACGAUCGAGAUGGGCUGCGACAAGUACCCUCUGGCCCGGGAGCUGCCACAGUUCUGGCACGAAAACCGCGAGCCGUUAAUCCAGUUCAUCGAACAGGUGCACCACGGCAUCCACGGCCGUGUGCACAGCACCAUCGGCACCCCGAUUGCCGGUGCUGUCGUCCGCCUGGACGGAGCCAAUCACUCCAGUUUUAGCCAGAGGUUCGGCGACUACUGGAAGCUCGCACUGCCUGGCCAGCACAACGUCACCGUCCUGGGAGAUAACUAUGCACCGCUGCGCGUGGAAGUGGAGGUGCCGGCAUCAGAACCCUUCAAUAUGCGCCUGGACGUGACCCUCAUGCCCGAUGACCCCCAGCACUGGGCCUCGGCCAACGACUUCCGGAUCAUCGAGAACGUGGUGAACACCCGCUACCACACGAAUGCCGAGAUCCGCUCUCGCCUGGCGGAGCUGGAGAACCAGAACGGACAGAUCGCGAGCUUCGGCUAUGCGGACAAUGAGUUCAGUCGAUACUUCAACUACCUGAAGAUGACCUCCGAUAUUGGUGAGCCCGAGGAACACAAGUACAAGCUGCUGGUGGUUAGCUCCAUGUUCGACACAGCGGCGCCAUUGGGCAGGGAGCUCAUGCUGAAUCUCAUCCGUCAUCUGGUGGAGGGCUACAAGCUGCAGGACGCCACCGUGAUGCAGCUGCUCCAGCGCAGUGUCAUUUACUUCCUGCCGCAGACGCAGAAGUUCCCGGAGGUCUUUGACCUGUACAAUUCCAACUCCUCUGUGUGCGAUCCUGUGCUGGGCGACGAGCUGGCCGAGCGCUUGCUGAGUCCCGAAACGGAGCCGGGCCGCGACAUGCUGCUGCAGUUCUUGCACAGCGAGCGCUUCGACCUGAUGCUCACGUUCAGUGCGGGCAGCUCCGAGCUGGACUUCCCGCACGGCGACUCCAUCCUGGAGAAGUUCGCCCACAGCAUCCAGCGCACGGAGUUCGACUACUCGCCGCUGCAGUGCAGCGCCUCGGCCACCAGGCAGCGGCACCGCGAGACCAGCGAUCGGCUGACGAACCUCCUCUACAAGAUGUACAACCUGCCCAUGUACACACUGGGCGUGUCGUGCUGCCGGAUGCCCGCCCACAAGCAGAUCGCCUCCGUGUGGCGCAAGAACAUCGACAAGAUCAAGAACUUCCUGGGCCUCGUCCAGACGGGAGUCACUGGCCUUGUGCACAACGAUGAGGGGCAGCCGCUGCGCGAGGCCUUUGUGCGCCUGCGGGAGCACCAGAUGGUGUACAAUGUGACCCGGAAUGCGGCUCGCUUCCAGCUUAUGCUGCCCAGAGGGCUGUACGGUCUGGAGGUGACAGCCCCCAACUACGAGUCGCAGGUGAUCAAGGCGGAGGUGCAGCACGGCCAGCUGGUCGACCUGGGCGCCAUUCGCCUGCACCCAUUCACCCUCAUACGCGGCGAGGUCGAGGAGCUGCCCAGCAAUAGUCAGGCUCAUUCCGUGACGGGUGUCGGCUCCAAGUUCACGACGAGCAUUGUCGGCGUCGUGCUGGACGAGAGCAACCAUCCCAUUCGCAAUGCCAAAGUAUCCGUCAUCGCUCCCGCCGGGCUCGAGCGCCUACGCAACUUCACCAACAGCCUGGGCGAAUACCGCCUGUCCGCCGUGCCCCUGGGCACAGUGAGCCUCAAAGUGGAGGCGCCGCGCCACUUUGAGGCCACGAGGCAGCUGCACCUGGCACAGGGUGGACUGCCCACGGAGAAUGUCGUCUUCCAUCUGAAGUUCAACGAGCAUGUGUUCGGCCUGCCGCGCUUCCUCUUCAUCAUCUUCGCCAGCGUGAUGAUCAUCGUUGGCGUGAUCGUGUGCGUGUUGUGCGCUCAGUUCUGGUUCUACCGGCGCCACCGAGGCAAUAAGCCGUAUUACAACUUCUCGCUGCUGCCGCAGAAGACCAAGGAACACUUCGACCUGGAAGAGGACGAUGCGGGCGAUGACGGUGAAACAGAGCUUUUCCGUUCUCCCAUCAAACGUGGCAUGACCAUUCAGCCGUACUUCGAUGAGGAGAACCUGGAGCGGAUUCUGCACACGGACGAGGAGGAUGACGAGGACGACGACGAAGAUGGGCCGCGCAUGGAGCCCGAGUUCGAUGUGGCCGAUGACAGCGGCGAUGAGAUCGUCAUGUUGCACCAGCACGGCAAACCGCGCCGCCACUAAGGACAUGUCCACCUUCUCGUGAUCCUCAACCCCCUGGUCCCGAUCCAGACCACCCACAACAGUAGCAACAGCAGACACCACACAACAAAACUGUGAUUCAAAACGUUUUCAAGAAAAAUCCAAGCAAGGCAUUGCUCUUUUUUUUUUUAUUUAAUUUAUAUACAGCUGCGGUCAACGUAAUAGUAGUGCCAGCCAGUUUUCAAAAGGUUGCAUAAAAGAGAAAAUGUUCUUUUAUACUAAUUGAUGAUAUAUAAGGCUCAAGAAUUCAUGACAUUCAGAAACGCCUGGAGUUUGCGUAGACUUUUUCAGAGUAUAAUUCCACGUUGAGAAUUCUGUAGCCUCACUACACUAUAACUAUAUUUUAAAACUUAAAAGGAAUGUAACUUUCAAAUAUGGUAACGCCAGCGUACAGUUUUUAAAAGUCACUCACAGAUAAUUCACGUGUAUUGAAUACAAUUGAACAGUGCGUAAAAACUUCUAUCUCUUAUAGAUUUUUCGAUACUAAUAUAGGUAAUAAUGUAAUUCUAAAUAAUUUUUAAAAUUUUGGCAUACAUUGGCUAAGAGCUUACCGUCUAUAUAAGCUAUACCAUUUGGACCGCUUCUUAUUAUUUCUUAGUUAAUUCGUAAUUCAUUGAAUCGGACUUAUAUAGAUGGAAAAAUCUUAGCCAAUGUACGCAUUUUUCCACGAACAUUCACUUUAGUAAAACGCUCUUAUCUGUUGUAUUCCCGUGACUAAAACGAUUCUGAAAAAGAAUCAAUCUUAAUUGAAAAUUAAGUAUGAUAUGUAUAUUAGAAACAAACUAUUUAGAGACUUAGAAAAUGACAAAUGACUUGGCAAACGCCGCAGCUGAGUUUGAUUUUAAUUUAGAUGCCCUUCCUUUCAAUUAAGACCUUCAAAGAAACACACACUCUUAUUGAGACCGCAGCUGUAGCUGCAUAUUUAUCACCCAUUUGCACUAUGCAUAUGACAGAUUAAAGAUGGGUGUUUAGAUGUAUGCACUCGUAUGUAGUAUAUGGCUUACAUAUGUAUGUGCUGUAAAUGUAACAAAUAAUUAUUCGAUAUACAUAAUUUAUGGAAAUGUAUUCUUGGCCGCUUGCGAUUUAUUGUUAGUAAAAUGUUUGUAAUUAUAUUCGCAUCACAAUGCGCCUGCAAUGCCCAGCUUUAAAUAGAAAAUGUCACCAAUGCGAAUUGGCGAAUCUCUCAAUGCCCCCCCUCCCAGCGCCGCAAUGUUCUGAAGAAACCCCUAAUCGUAAUUGUAAUCAUAAUCGCAACUUAACUUAAGACUGAGAACUACUUAUGCAAUUCUAACCAGAGUAGAGAAGACGCAAUUUUAAAAUAGCAGCAAAAGAAGACACGAAUCUAGCGAAAUAGUUCAAAUGUAUAUUUUGAAGAUGUACAUAACAUAUAUUAUUCGGUGCCUGCCAAACACAUUCCAGCGACUAAAAGAUACGCCUUCAGUGUACAGUGCGUUUCACAGCAAUAUGAGAGUUGGACAAUUGUGAUUGUGAACAGGUUCUUUGGAACCGAUACGUAAAUUUUGUAUUUCGAUUUUUGUAAGAUUUGAUGGCCACUAUAUUUAAUCGUUUAGCUAACUAAAUUUAAUCUGAAAUUCGUUUUAAUUGUGAAUUAAUGCAUCCUAUUAAACCUAUAGAACACAUUUGGCCCCAUGCGAGGAUUGAGCUUUAAUUAAACUAUUCGAUUAUUUAACCUACGCCUAUAUUUUUCCUUUGUCCUAUGCUGAUCACUUCCAGAUAUUCCAUUUGAUCCAGAAAGUGUUUAAAUCUCAUUUUGCCUGUCCAACGCACUGUAUACACCAGAUACGACCUGAUCUAGCUGGUCUUUCUAGCUUCAGUAAAUGAUCCGUCUAUAAAUAGAAAUUCCCUUUAAAAAGUAACAGAGCGUACGGAACAGAACAGUUAACAGCUUUUAAAACAAUUGCCUUGAUACCCCUACCUUAUCGAUAUGAUAUAUUGUAUACAUAAGCCCCACAAUGUUAACAAAACCAAAUGCAAAUAUAAUAUACAGAUAAAAGCAUAGAUAUACAUACAUAUACAUAAACAUAUACAUAUAUAUAUAUAUAUAGCUGUGGCACUGCAUGAUCUUAAAUACUACUUUAACGAGUAUAGAGCACACACAGACAAAGCAAGUACGAGUAGAAAUCAAUGGAAAGAGCAAUAUUACGAGAAUAUGGCGAGAAGAUUGUACGAGUAUGCGUACAUUCCCUAAGGUGCAGCAUUUACUUAUAUGAUUAUACUAUAUUGUAUUGUAUGUACUUCUAUCGUAUACAUAUCCAAAAUAAUGGCAAUUAUAGCUAUGUAAGAAAUUCUCUGAAUAAAAGCAUAAAGUACCUACAAAG
This is a messenger RNA of Drosophila pseudoobscura, 7235 nucleotides long. It is a transcript of the gene svr, whose product is annotated as Carboxypeptidase D svr. The coding region runs from base 481 to 4878 and encodes 1465 amino acids. Lineage: Eukaryota; Metazoa; Arthropoda; Insecta; Diptera; Drosophilidae. Gene Ontology annotation, biological process: protein processing; peptide metabolic process. The transcript is spliced from 9 exons. The record is from RefSeq and is a predicted model, not a curated record. Gene Ontology annotation, molecular function: metallocarboxypeptidase activity; zinc ion binding.